GAGAGGGAGAUGCUGCAUCAACCCGGCAUGCAGCAGCAGUAGCAGGCUGUGCUGUGGGAUCCAUUGUUCCAUGUUUUUCCACAGCCGGAGCGUAUUCCUUCCCAUUCAAACACCACGGCAGAACAAGCAAAGAAAAGGACAGAGACAUUAAGGGAUCUCAGCUUUGUCUGGCCAGGAUUAUUUCUAUUUGGGAACAUUGUUGUGGACAAAGGAGGAACCACACUUCAGCUCUUUGCUGUUGUCCAGGCUUGCAAUUGACUGCAUUGGGAAGUACGAGCUGGCAGCGUGGUGGCCAUGGGACCGCCUGGUGGAGCUCGACUUGUGCUGGGGGUUUUAAAACAACCAGCAUGUCUCUUCAUCUGGAGGUUAUCACUGCUCUUUUUCUCCAUGUGGGCACUUGAUGCACAAACCACUGUAGAAACUAAACCCUUAUACAUCUGGCAAACAGGUCCUUGGGGUCGGUGUAUGGGAAGCGAGUGUGGACCUGGAGGCAGCCAGAGCAGAGCAGUAUGGUGCGCCCAUUCUGAAGGCUGGACCACUCUCCACACAAACUGUGACCAGACAGAGAGGCCAGACAAUCAGCAGAGCUGCUUCAGAGUGUGUGACUGGCACAAAGAUCUGUACGAAUGGCAGCUGGGUGCUUGGAACCAGUGUGUCCCAGUGAUGAUGCGCAGUGCUGGGGUGCAGCGGCCAACAGUGUGCACAAAGGGAGAGGAGGGCAUCCAAACACGGGAAGUGGGCUGUGUUCAGAAAUCUGAUGGCGAGCCUGCGGAGGACGUAAUUUGUGAAUACUUUGAACCUAAACCAAGGCAGGAACAGGCCUGUCUCAUUCCGUGUCCUCGGGACUGUGUGGUGUCUGAGUUCAGCCCGUGGACUUCAUGUUCUAAAACAUGUGGGAUUGGCUUACGGAAUCGGAUACGCUUUGUUCUGGCACCACCACUGUUUGGUGGGUCCGCCUGUCCAAAUUUGACUGAAUUUCAGACGUGUCAGCCCGGCCUGUGUGAGGGAGAGGAAAACCUUUACAGUCUCAGAGUUGGACCUUGGGGCUCCUGUUCUGUACCUUUACCAAGGAUAGCCAGACAAGCUGAAAAACCACCCAAGGAAAGCAGCAAGAGAUCCAGAGAAAUUGACAAAUCUGCUAAAGAGGGCAGCAAACAGUCAAGAGAUGGUGAAACACCAUCCAGAGGAGGUGACAAACAGGCCAGAGAAGAGGGCAAACAGUCCAUGAGAGAAAGAAAAAAGAUGAGAGAUGAUGAAAAACAGUACCAAGAAAAGGACAUAAAGUCCACAGAAGGUGAGGAAAAAGUGUCCAAAAAUGGUAACAAACCAUCUUUGAGCAACAGAAAAUUGGUCAGAGAAAACAGAAAACAGGGCAAGGCAUUCAGACAGGCAGACCGACCCAAACGACAGAAAAAGGUAAAAAACAAGGCAAAAAAAGAAAAAAUGAGAGAAAAAGGCAAAGGAAGAUUAAGAGAAAAGGGGAAAACAAAAGACCCAGAGACCAGAGAGCUAAUCAAAAAGAAGAGGAACAAGAAUCGCCAGAACCGCCCAGGAGGAAAAUUCUGGGAUCUGCAAGUUGGCUACCAAACCAGAGAAGUGACCUGUGUACACAAGAGGGGGACCAUUGAAGCUCUGAGCCUUUGUUCUCAGGAGAUGCUGCCAGUGACCUUUCAGGCCUGCGUGAUUCCCAGAGACUGUGAUGUGACUGAGUGGUCUGGAUGGUCAGCUUGCUCCAAGCAGUGCUACUACAACCCCAAUGGGGCAAAAGGGGAGCGCAGUCGCAACAGGAAAGUGAGCCAAUUCCCAAUAGGUGGAGGAGUGGAGUGCCCAGAACUUGAAGAAAAAGAGCCGUGCAGCCCCCAGGACGGGGUGGUUCCUCCAUGCACUGUCUACACCUGGAAAACCACAGAGUGGACAGAGUGUAGGGUGGACAUGCUGCUGAGCCAGCAGGAUCGUCGGCGUGGAAACCUGACAGGGUUGUGUGGAGGUGGAAUCCAGACACGCGAGGUCUACUGUGUGCAGGCCAGUGCUGUUGCUCCAUCUAAUCUCAGUUCACUGAGGAGUAGAGAAGGUUUGCGGCCAGUGGACAGUGAACUGUGUUUGGGAGUUCCUCCGAAUACCACACAGCUCUGCCAUAUCAGCUGCCCUGUGGAAUGUGAGGUGUCUUUGUGGAGCGCUUGGGGACCUUGCACUUAUGAGAACUGUCAAGACCAGACCAACAAUAAAGGUUUUAAACUGAGGAAGCGAAGGAUCAUCAAUGAGCCUACAGAUGGGACAGGAAACUGUCCUCAUCUAGUGGAGGCCAUACCAUGUGAAGACCCCAGCUGCUUUGAGUGGCUCGUGGUUAAACUGGAGGAAUGUGUUCCUGACAAUGAGAAGGAGUGUGGUCCUGGUACGCAAAUCCCCCAAGUCCAGUGUAUCAACAGUGAUGGUGAAAAAGUAGGGAAGCAGCUCUGCCGGGAUGCCAUCCUUCCAAUGCCUACCAUCUGUGAGGUGCCUUGCUCCAAGGACUGCGCUCUAAGCCCUUGGACUCCCUGGUCAUUUUGCUCCCACACCUGCUCUGGAAAAAACACAGAGGGGAAGCAGACCCGAGUGCGUUCCAUACUUGCUCAUAACGCAGGAGAAGUGACUGCUAAAGUUGUGGCAUGGGUUUCUGUGAUGCAGGGUCCUUCGCUAUUGUCGCUGGUCCAGCCAGUAUUUGGAGGACUCCAGUGUCCCAAUGUCAGUGCACUGCAAGAGAUGAGGAACUGCAAUGAGCAUCCAUGCACUGUGUAUCAUUGGCAAACGGGUCCCUGGGGGCAGUGCAUCGAGGACUCUUCAGGUCCAAACACUAACACGUCUUUGGGGAGAACGCGUGGCGAUGACAUCUCAUGCUCAGUGGGAAUGCAAACCCGCAAAGUAAUUUGUGUCCGAGUCAAUGUGGGCCAAGUUCCUCCUAAAAAGUGUCCAGAGAGUCUCCGUCCAGACACUGUAAGGCCGUGCCUGCUUCCCUGCAAAAGAGACUGUACUGUCACCCCAUACAGUGACUGGAGCUUCUGCCCCCCGGUGUGUCAAACAGGUGGAAAGACUAAGAGUAAACAGUACAGGAAGCGGAUGAUCAUUCAGUUACCAGCUAAUGGAGGACAGGACUGUCCUGAGAUUCUGAGUCAGGAAAGAGAGUGUGAAGCACCAUCUGUCUGUCAUGGCUACAGAUGGAAAACCCACAAGUGGCGUAGAUGUCAGCUCGUUCCAUGGUCUGUCCGACAGGACACUCCAGGAGCUCAGGAGACCUGCGGUUCAGGCAUUCAGUUCCGAGCCGUUUCUUGUCGAAAGCUGGAUGGUGGGCAGGCAGACGUUGAGGUUUGUCUCAAGCUUGCCAGCCCCAUGCCUCCUCUCACCCAGCUGUGCCAUCUUCCAUGUCAAGAUGACUGUCAGCUCAGUAGCUGGUCCAAGUUUUCUACCUGCACAGCUGACUGUGUGGGCGUCAGAACCCGCAAGAGGAUAUUAAUAGGAAAAAGCAAAAAGCGUGAUCAAUGCAAAAACAACCAGAUGUAUCCUCUAAGUGAAAUGCAGUACUGUCCAUGUAAUAAAUACAACGCCCAGCCUGUGGGCAACUGGUCAGACUGUAUUCUCCCUGAGGGCAGUCGCAUGGAGAGCCAGCCUGGUGUGAGGGUUCAGGGAGACAUGAAGGAGUGUGGCCAAGGAUACCGCUACCAAGCCAUGGUGUGCUAUGACCAGGACAAUCGCAUAGUGGAAACGUCUCGCUGCAACAGUCAUGGGUAUAUCGAGGAGGCUUGUAUCACCCCCUGUCCAUCUGACUGCAAAUUAAGUGAAUGGUCCAACUGGUCACGCUGCAGCAAGUCAUGUGGCAGUGGGGUCAAAGUUCGCUCUAAGUGGCUCAGAGAAAAGCCAUACAAUGGUGGAAGACCUUGUCCCAAACUGGACCAUGUGAACCAGGCUCAAGUGUAUGAGGUGGUGCCCUGCGUCAGUGACUGUGGACAGUAUGUUUGGGUGACAGAACCUUGGAGUGUAUGGAAGGUCAGCAGUGUGGACCUGAAGAGUAACUGUGGUGAAGGUGUGCAGACCCGAAAGAUCAGGUGUAUGCUCAACACAAUAGAUGGCCCAUCAGAGCAGGUGGAGGAUUACCUCUGUGACCCAGAAGAGAUGCCUCUGGGAGCCCGGAACAGCCGCCUGCCCUGCCCUGAGGACUGUGUGCUAUCAGACUGGGGAGCCUGGAGCGCAUGUCCUCUGCCCUGCAGUGAGAACAGUACACGGGUCAGGGUUGCUUUCCCACUCCGGAAGCCAGGAAAGGAGAAGAAAUGUCCUCCGACUAAAGAAGCUGAAUCGUGUAAAAUCAACCGCAACUGCUUUCACUACUCAUACAACAUCACAGACUGGAGCACCUGUCAGCUCAGUGACAGAGCGGUUUGUGGAUAUGGCCUCAAAACCCGCAUGCUUGACUGUGUGCGUAGUGAUGGAAAAUCUGUGGACCUCAGUUUUUGUAAAGAGCUGGGUCUAGAACGGAAGUGGCAGAUGAAUGCUUCCUGUGUGGUGGAAUGUCCUGUCAACUGCCAGCUGUCUGAAUGGUCACCAUGGUCGGAGUGUACACACACCUGUGGCUUGGCAGGUACACUGUUUCGGACACGAACUGUAAUUCAGGCCCCUCAAGGUGAUGGCAGGCCGUGCCCAUCACAGAUGAAACAAUGGAAGCCUUGUCUACUAAAGCCAUGCUACAGCUGGCGAUACAGCGCCUGGUCGGACUGCAAGUCAGAUGGGGCGAGGUGUGGGGAAGGCAUGCGCUUCAGGAACGUGUCCUGCUUUGUGUCCGAUGGUUCUGGUCAGCAGGACAGCAGCGUGGUUGAUGAAGAGCUAUGUGGAGAUGUUGAACUUUCAGUGAAUGGAGACAGACAAAUUAUUCUGCAGGAACUUUGUACUGUCCCGUGCCCAGGAGAUUGCUACCUGACAGAAUGGACUGUCUGGAGUCCAUGUCAGUUAAGCUGUGUGAGUGGGGAUGACCUUGGUUUUGGCUCAAUCCAAGUUCGAUCCAGAGCCGUAGUUGCUCAGGAUCCUGAAAACCUGCUUGAGUGUCCUGAACAAGAACUGGAGGCACGGCCAUGUGCAGGUGGACAGUGUUUUGAAUACAAGUGGAGGACUGGAACAUGGAGAGGUUCAUCUCGUCAUGUCUGGUGCCAGCGCUCUGAUGGGCUGAAUGUCACAGGUGGUUGUCUGGCAGCAGCCAAGCCAUUGGCGGAUCGAUCUUGUGACCCUCCUUGUACUAAACCAUGGUCUUUGUGCACAGAGGCAGGUGUGUGUGGCUGUGAAGAGGGCUACACUGAAGUGAUGACAUCUGACGGUGUGUUGGAUCAGUGUACUGUCAUCCCAGUGCUGGAGAUCCCAACUGCAAGUGACACCAAAGCUGACGUGAAGACCAUCCGAGCCUACAACCCCAUCCAACCUGCAGCCAGCGCACCGGGCAGAGCAGGGAGAACCUGGUUCCUGCAGCCUUUUGGUCCAGAUGGGACCCUGAAGACUUGGGUGUACGGAGUUGCAGCAGGAGUGUUCGUUUUACUCGUCUUUAUCAUUUCAAUGACAUACUUAGCCUGUAAUUGUGGUCGGUGCCUUUGCCUCAAGUCGAGGUCUGGUUGUCCCUCAGACGGGGCUUACUGGAUGGAACCAAGCACCUGCACAGUGCCUUACACCUGCCCUGCCUGCCAGAAACUAGAACAAGAUGAGUUCAAUCGGCAGAGCCAUCUCCAUCAGUGUGUUGCACCUCUGCAGCAGCCGCCACCUUCACAACUGGAGCACUCUCUGCCACCACCUCACUUUGAAACUCUUAUCACUUAGUCAGGGACACGCUCACUUCCUGUUGCAUCACUACACAACCAAACAGCAGGUGCCUUAACACAGAACAGCUUUUCUCUCCCAGUGGAUCCUGUCCUGUGGUGAGGUGAGCUGGACAUCACACACUCCAAAUGACCGCAGGGUUGUAUUGCAGAGAGCUCUCUCCACAUCACCGCCACAGAAUGGCAGAAGAUUUAUUCUCUAGAAACAAUUUUGCUGCAAUGAAAAAAAUCAACAAAAACAAACCUUUUUGUAACAGGUUUACAUGGAAAUAAAGUCUUUAGCAGAGAAGCCCAGUGAAAACAGCAGUUUAUCAGCUCAGAAUAUUAAUUAAAAUGUAUUUAGAUAAUAAUGUAUAUGAAAAAUAUUUUCAGUAUUAAAGCACCUGAAAGGGAAAGGAGUGUAGUAAGUAAUUCAUCUAAAAGCUCAACACUUCACAGGUUGUAGUUAUUACUACUGUGGCACCAUCUAGUGGUCAUCCCUUUACAUAUCAUUCUCAUACAAAGUCAUUUUGUUCGUCAGCCUUAAAGUCAUCUGCAAUGUUUCUGGGUUGAGAUCAGAAUGUUUAAAAAACAAUUGUUGUUGUUUGUUCAAUGUGCAGUAAAAAGCCAAAGAAGCCACAGCGGCGGCAAAUGAACAACAGACUGAAGCCUCUGACUCUGGCCUAUGAUGGAGACGCCGACAUGUAGAAGUCUUCCUCCUUACAGACGUACUGGGCAAAAUUUUGUCCUCACUCGGGACGCAGGGUUGCUGGUAAUACCCACUAGUGUCAGGAUCACUACUGGACAUUGGUCAGCAAAUAUGCAGACUAAGUUUCUGACGGAAAAAGAAACCUCUGAGCUCAAGACACUACAACUCUGUGUUUAUUAGCAGCUUUGAUGUUUCCAUUUUAACAUUUUAAAUGUAAUUUUUUUUAAAUAGCCUUCAUGACUUCACUAACUUCCUCUGGAAGUCUGCCUUUGCUUCUUUGACAUCUACUACCACAAAUUGCAUUCUGAUCAUAUUUAGGGGAGAGGAGGAAACCAGAAGAGAUUUGCUAUAAAAGCACAAAUAUUCAGUCAUUAGUUGUUCAUUUCUUAACAGCUUACUUGCAUGGUCUUUGCUCUUGGUCCUUCAAAGAACAUUUUGUCUUCUCUUAGUCAUUGCUUGAUGGACGGAACUGAAAAGUAAAAAUUUCACCAAAAAAAAGGGAAAGCGAGCCCAAAGGAUCCUCGAACUGCUGUCAUCCUGCCUGCCUCUCCCUUCGUAUUUCCAGGCGUAAUUUUGCACUAUAUUAGUGCAGCAUGAUAUGUACUUAUGUCUCGCUUUGCCAUAUGAAAACUGCCUCUCUCAAUACAAGAUGAUGUACAACUCUUGUGCUAGAAAUGUACAAAAAUACCUUUUUGCUAACAGAACUUAACAAUGUUUGAUAAUUUUUUUGUAAUACCUCUUGUAUGUUGUACAACAGAAUUUUGUAAAUAGAUUUUCAGUGAUUUCACUUUGGCUAUCUAAUACACAAUGUAAUGCUCCAAAUCUCUGUUGUAGCCUUUAUUUGAGCGGGUAACUGUGACUUUACAUUAGGAUUUUUGACCAUUUUAGGAAAUUUAAGUUACAUCAAGAAAAUACCCUUACCCAGCUGAAACUACUAGAUUAAAAAUCUCUCACUAAUCUAUACAUUUCUGAUCAAAAUCUUAAGAAAGGGCAACGCUGUUUGCAUUUUGUGCUGGUGGUUUGUAACCAGGUUGUCAGCUGGUUUCUAUAUGCAAAAAAAGAAACAGGAGCAAGAGAGAAAACAAACAAUGUAACAUUUUAUUGAAUACAUAGUAAGUUGCUCCACUCAUAUCAGACUUUUUAAACAUUCGCCCAUCCCCAAAAGUUUUCUGUGGGAUUUCAUUCAAGAUAAUCCAAACGAGGCUCUAAAGACGACAAGCUGCUUUGUCAGGUGGCAGAUAGAUGCAACCCCAACCUUUCUGGUCAUACUGUCCGCUUAAAUGACUUCUACUUUAGAUCUGUCUUCACAGCUCUAUGAAGAACUACUCAUUCACAUUGGAAGCCAUCAGGUCCAUCUAAUAACUUUUAUUCUCAUCAGAAAAUGUUAAGAUAUUCAGCCUUUCAAUGGGCUGGCAAAUCUAAAUGGCCAUGUUUGUAGUGUGGUCUUUGAAGACUUUUAUUUUGUUCUUUAAGGCCGUCUCUCAGAAGUCGCCUUUAUGAUAACUGAACUGUAGUCAGAAUUAGUCAGGACCUUAAUUUGAGAAGGAUUAGCUUGUGUCUUCACAGGCAACAAAACAUCUAGCUCAUUGCAGGUGAAACCUCUUUAGGCCUACCUUUAGACUUUUUUGUCCCAUAAUGUUUUAGAGGUUUAUAAUGAAUCUCUUACUACAUCCAGCUUUGGCAGUCAUGGCACUUUGUGAGACAAACUUUCUUGCGCAGCUCAACAAUCCUGCCACAUCCAAAGACAGAGAACGUCUUCCUACUUUUGUCUUCCUGACAAAAGCAGGAAUACUUUUGUCAGGACAGAACUGAAAAGUAUGAAUACUUUUGUCAGGGGAACUUGACAAUGUAAUGAAAAUGACAUGAAAUACCCAGAUUUUAACUGUUUGAGGCAGGUCUGAAUAGAAUCUUAAACUUUCGACCAUCUGACAAUUAGGUCUGUUUGAGUUUAAAUACACAUUUACCUCUAUUAUCCACAAAAAGAAGUAUCUUGCUUCUGUGUUUUCAUGUUGCAUAUUGCUGUUCUUGCAGAGGUCAUCAUCCACCUUUGCAUGAAAUGUGAAUACUUCAAAAUUCUUUAACAUUUUAACCAGAAAUGGAUUCCAGUUUUCACAAGUUGUUGUUCUUUUCUUUAUUUUGUUUUUAGAAAUAUAGUUGUUUAUCUUUGAUUACUUUUUCUGCUACUUAAAGGAAACCCAUUAUGCAAAAUGUACUUUCUGAUUCCUGCUACUGGAAUCACAAACUGCUAAUGAUGCGGACAGUAGCAGUUUAUUUGCAUAAAAGUGACAGCAAUAAAACAGCUCAUUCUGAAAGGAGUUCAAAGUAGGCAGAACUAAACAGGUGGAAUAUCAUUGUCUUAAAAUGAUUUUGUGCAAAAAAUGUAAAGAACAUUGUCUGUUUCGCCCAUAGAUCAAUGUUUCUCAGUUCCAGUCCUCAGGAGCCACUGCCCUGUGUGUUUUAGAUGUGUCUUUGUUCCAGAACACCUGAUCCAAAUGAUAGCA
Messenger RNA from Poecilia reticulata (guppy), 9011 nucleotides. NCBI's taxonomy places the organism in Eukaryota, Metazoa, Chordata, Actinopteri, Cyprinodontiformes, Poeciliidae. The record is from RefSeq and is a predicted model, not a curated record.